Durotheca rogersii is the source of this 2316-nucleotide messenger RNA. Its product is annotated as inheritance of peroxisomes protein 1-domain-containing protein. The transcript is spliced from 2 exons. The record is from RefSeq and is a predicted model, not a curated record. NCBI's taxonomy places the organism in Eukaryota, Fungi, Ascomycota, Sordariomycetes, Xylariales, Xylariaceae. The coding region runs from base 217 to 2259 and encodes 680 amino acids. Gene Ontology annotation, biological process: peroxisome inheritance. Gene Ontology annotation, cellular component: extrinsic component of intraperoxisomal membrane.
UUUCGAGUCAUCCUGCAGUCAAAUUGAAUCGUAAAUACCCAAACCUGUUCGUCUUCUUCUCCCUCGCGUAAGCCUCCGCCUCUCCAUCCGCCUCCCACUCCCCGUCGCACCCCGCGGCGUCUCGCCAUGACCAAGACGUCAUAUCUUGGGCCCUGCCUGGGACUGUGAUUCUUGUGCAUCGUUCUUAGCCUGUUGCUAGAAGCUGGGCGUGCGACCAUGGACGAGGUACCAGCGGUUCCAGCCGGCCGAGCCGACACGCCGGGGGCCUCUCGGUUGCUUAUCCCGGAACCGGCUGCCUGUCCGCCAACUCAACAAGGGCCCAGUUUACCCUCACGAUCCGAAGAACUAGUCGAAACCUUUUACACCCAUCCUUCUGUCAAGAUCAUCUCGUUUACGACGAGUCAGCGCAUUCCUUUAGAUCCGCGACCCUCUUCUCAGGACGAUCGACCGGGCAAACCCCCGGCCUCGUCGCGCCUGGAGAGAACGAUUGCCAUCGGCCUGUUCCGCAUAUACCGCGCCCCGGGAUCGGUGGCCUUCCUAAGUUGCGGCUCGGCGCUGCAGCCCAUUCUACCGAAGAGCCAAUGCUGGUGUAUCGACGAAGAUAACAGCCGCUUCGUCCUACAGAUACGGCGGCCACAGUACUGGCGAAUUGAGCUCCCGGUUUCUAAGCCCGACGAUAAGGAACGCGCCUUGGUCUUAAGGGAAGUCUUCGAUAGGAUCCUGCUCUUUGAGAAAACAGAAUGUCCUUUUCAGAGGAGCUUUACGGUUGAACUCCCGGAACAGCCGUCAGUGAUAAAGAAGGCAUGGACACCAGAAGGCAAGAACCUAAUAUCAUCUCCUUUCUCACCUAUAGUGGUGCCGUCUCCCAGAGGCCUCCGUGGGCAGCGGCGAGCCAGCAUCUUUACCGACUGGAUCACGCCUACCGAACCCGAACCCGAUGCUGUGUUCAACGAAAGGCGUCGGAAGUCCCAGCCAGUGGGCGAUUAUCUCGGCGAUCAGGGGUCAUCAGAAAUGACGACGCCUGUACGGGAUAUCAUAGCAGCAUACUACAGCCGCCCUGAGCACCUGCCAGACCAAUGGCCCGAGCACUCGCAGAGGUCAAAAUUGGAAGACGCCUACCCGAUCGAUGCCGAGAGUGCCCUGGUCGAGUCUGAUAACGAGCAAUGUUUAAACACUCCAUCGAGAACGGUACGAGUUGGCGAUGAUACAGGUGGACGCGCGGAGAGGGAUAUCUCUCUCGAGUCUCCCGUUCCCAUGACCAUAAAGGCAGAAGCCAUAGGUGACGAGACAGCCGAUGAGCCUUCCUCCUUUGAAGGCUCUGGUCGUAUUGCUCCUAUCAAUCUCACGCGGAAACGGAUGAGCCGGGCGCUUGCCGGGCGCGCGUUUAACGUACCCUCCCCGCGCCCUGUCGUUUUAGCUUCAACCCCCUCGAGGUUGAGGAGGGAAUUAUCCGGUGCUACGAGCUCCCGCCCCUCGCCGCAGCGAUCACAACCUCCUGCAUUGCACGAAGGUUCUCGUUUCGGGCCUGCCGAUCCUUUCACCAGUGUUCAGUCAUGGCAUCCCCCUAUUACCCCAUUGCCGCCAUCACCGCCGUCGUCGCGGCCAGUAACACCGUCUCAACGAGAAUUCCCUCACCCUCACGAAAGCGUCGCCCUUCCUCGCCAGUCCUCUAGUGGGAAGGAUCCGCAAGCCCACGCUAGCCCGCCUGACGUGUCUGGAGCGCUCACACCGUGCGCUGAUAAAGCCGCUGGCCCUACCAACGCAAUAGCCUCUCCAGCACCACCAUCUGUUCCUAGUGAGGGCGAUAACGUAGUCGCGAUCUCUCUGCCUGAAGCCGAGGUUCCGCAUACGUCUGCUUUAGAGGAGAGGCCAGAAGGCCAGAAUUGGUCGCGACCACGUCACCAUAGUUUAUCUAUUAGCCGACAUGCCCUCUCGCCACUGCCUCCUGCUGCCGACUUUUUCUCGGCGCCUCAAAGGCAGGUCUCGCAGAGUCGCGUCGAAACCGCGAGUCGGGUACCGGGUACGAUCAUACAUAAGACGGUGGAAAUACUCCUGACGCCACCAAGUUACCUUGUUAAUACCAUGCUCAAGGUAGCUGCGAAAAUCGCCGCUGGUGAGUGGCGAGGCUUAGUCUUUGGGCUCGGUGAAGGCGGCGAGAAAAUCCCGGUCCAAUGGGACUACUCCGAUGGCGAAUUUAGCAGUUGGAGCGACGACGAUGACUACGCCGUGACUAGUGGCCGCAGUUGGGAAGUUGACUAGAGCGGGAUAGAUGGGUGCUUGUACUACUAUCCUUUUACGUAUGGGUUUGUAUAAUCU